CACUUCUUGUAGAGCAAGACUCAAAAAACAGAAGAACUUCAUCCAGGACUGCUAUGUCUGAUGAAAUAAGAGAGAUUUCUGAGGAGAUUGGCAGUGGAUUGGAGAAUGUGGGUACCAGGCCAGCUCCUACUGCAAAGCAUCCUGACAGAAAAAUUUCAAGACAAGGAAAUAAAGGUACAACAGCAGCUCCUUUGUCAGAGGAACGUUUUAGCCAGAGCCCUGCCUCCCAGCCAGAUAAAGUUACUAUGCCCUUCAAAAUGAAUACUACAAAGACAGUAAGUCCGAAGACCAACAUGCAACCUGCUACUACAAGUAUGGCUAAGAUUUCAGCAUUAACUAAUGCAGCUCAUGUCACUAAAGCGAAAGACAAAAGUACUACAGCUAUGAAAAAUGCCACAACUCCUACAGCUAAAGGGAUGACCGCAGCUCAGAGAGAAAAAACUACUGUAGUGAUAGAGACAACAACAACUUCUAAGAAAUACACUACAAAACCAGCUGAAGAGCCAACAGAUAAAAGUAACACAACUACUGUAGCUAUGGAGGUAACAACAGCUAAAACAGAGAUGACUACUGAAGCUAGGAAAGCAACAACAGCUAAAAGUGACAGAACUAGUGCUGCUAAAAUGGCAAUGACAACAGGUAAAAGAGUCACACCCACGGCAGCCACAGAGAAGACAACAACAGAUAACAAUGAUAUGACUACUGCAGGUAAAGAGACUAUAACAACAACAGAAAAGCAAGGCAGAACAACAACAGAUAAAACAAUACGCAGAAAAGACACAACUCCUGUAGCUAAAGAUACUGUAAUGACAACAGAUGAAAGAGACCUAACUACUCUGGGCAAAGAGACUGUAAGAACAACAGAAAAGAAAGACACAACAACUACAACAACUAGAGAAACAAUAACCACAACAGAUAAAGAAGUCACAACUAUUGCCGAGAGAGAGACUGUAACAGCUAAAACAGGCACAGCUGCAGCUAAAGACACUGUAAAAACAACAGAUAAAAAAGACACAACCACAGCAAAUGACAAGAUUAUACUGACUCCAGAUGAAAAAGACUUAACAACUAAAAAAGACACAACUACUGCAGCGAGGAAGUCUGUAACAAGAGCACCUGGAACAGACACAACUACAGAAAUUAAAGACACUGUAACAACAGCAGGCAAAAAGGAUACAACUACUGUGGACAAAGAAAACUUGCCAACAGAUGAAAGAGACAAAACCACCACAGGUAAAAAAGACACAACGACCAUGGACACAAAGAUUGUGAUGACUACAGCUGAAAGAGACACAACAGAUAAAAAAGACACAAUUACUGCAGAGAGAGAGACUGUAACAACGACAGCUAAAACAGCCACAACUGCUGCAGCUAAAGACACUGUAACAUCAGUAGCUAAAAAAGACACAACUACAGUAGGUGAAGAGAUUAUAUUGAGUCCAGAUGAAAAAGACUUAACAACUAAAAAAGACACAACUACUGCAUACAGAGAGAUUGUAACAUCAGCUAAAACAGCCACAACUGCAGCAGCUAGGGAGACUGUAACAAGAGCACCUCAAACAGACACAACUACAGAAACUAAAGAUACUCUAGCCACCACAGGUAAAAAAGACACAACUACUGUGGACAAGGAGACUGUAAUGACAACAGAUGAAAAAGACAAAACAGCAGAUAAAAAAGACAUUACUACAGCUGAAGUCAAUAUAAUGAUAACAGAUAAAGCCACAACUACUGCACACAGAGAGACUGUAACAACUAAAGCUAAAAUAGUAACAACUACUACAGCAAAAACAUCUGUAAUGACAACAGCUAAACUGGACACAACAGCAGCAGCUAAAAAGACACAAACUACCACUAAACAGACACCUACUGCUGCUGAAGUAACAACUGUGGCUAUAGAAUUGACAACUGCAGAUAAAGAAGAGACUGUAGAUAACAGACAGAAAACUACAGCUACUGAAGAAACAACAACUGAAGAGAAAAAAGAGUUAACCACGGUUAUCAAAGAGAGAACUACAGAGGACUCAAAGGGCAUGACUACUGCAGCCAAAGAGAAAACUGUGAAUGAAAACAAAGAGAUAAGUACUGUUCUCCAAGAGACAACUACAAGUGAUACAACAGAAAUAACUGCUGCUGAUAAAGAGAUAACUCUAGUUGAUAAUAGAGAGAUAACUGCUGUUACCAGAGAGCCAACUAUGGCAAAUAAAAAAGAAACAGAUGCUGUCACUAGAGACACCUCUACUACCAAUAAAAAAGAGGUAACAACUGCUACCGAAGAGACAGCUACAGAGGAUAAAAAAGAAAAAGCUUCUGAUGAUAAACAGGCAACUACAACAGGUAAAAUAGACACAACUGCCAGUACUGUCACUAGAGAAACACUGACUGUCUCUGAAGAGGUGUCCACUACAGCUAAAGGCUCCCAGGAAAGACCUGUGUCACCAACAGAAGAUAAACCUGGUACCACUGUCACUCAAAUUCCACCAGUAAAAGCCACUGCCAAACCCACCACUGAACCUGAAAAAAACACUAAGUCUGUGAUACAAAUUACUGCUACUCAACCCAUAAACCUUACUACCUCUCAACCUAAAGACCUCACUGAAACAAAAGUCCAUUUUGAAACCACAAAAGAAACUUCUAUGGUUACUAAAAGAUCUACAGCGAUUUCCAUUUCCAAGGAGACUACUGAAACCAAAGACAUCUCUGAAAAUACAUACACUAGAGAUACUACCACCCAGAAAAACACAACACAAUUUCUAACUGAAAAAUUGCAAACUUCCAAGAUUCUCAUCAGCCCUUCUUUGGCUCAGAAACCAGCUACCCAUCCAGUCACUCCUGAGCAGGAGAAACAUAGAGAUCAUUCAAGUCCCACUACAAUUAGUCCAGUCACUCUUCCAGAAAGUAAUUUCCCUCUCAGAAACACAGAAAACCCUAAAGAAACUCCUGUUCCCUAUGAGGGACCCAAUCAAAAUCCUACCUCUUCCAAACAAGUUAACUCUAUAGACUACCCAGCAAUCUCAUUCACAACUUCUAUUGCUCCACUGAGAGGUACACCUAAUCCUAAUGACAAUGAUGAAAACAACAGGUUGGAGACCAUUAUGAAAGUAACAUGGACAACAACAAAAUCUAAUUCAGCUAUCCCUCAAAAACAAGAAACAUCACAUGGUGUUACAACUAAUACCAGCAUUGAUCUUGUUUCAGAUAAAGAGAUUACCAAGGAAAGUCCAAUAGCAAUGAACACAAAUACUUCAGUAAAACAUACAAUAGUGUCGUCAAUCCUUACAGCUGAGAAGGAUAUGCAUCAUACCUCCACCUUGCCAAGCGGAUUCAUAACCACAAGGACUGAAGAAAGAAGAGAAGUCACACAUUUCCCCACUAAAACAUACUCAUCAAUAUCUUAUUCAACUAAAGCUCCUGAAAGAAGCCCCGCUAUACACACAGACUCCAAACUACAGGACAAGAUCAACACAACUGUAUUUUACAAAGAUGAACAAGCUAAGAAUUUGUGUAACGGAAAGCCAGCAGAUGGAAUUGUUGCUUUACCAAAUGGAACAUUAGCUGUAUUCCGAGGUCAUUACUACUGGCUGCUGGAUUCAUCUAGGCAGCCAACAGCGUCCCCUCGUAAAAUCACUGAGGGGUGGGGUAUUCCAUCCCCCAUUGAUACUGUCUUUUCCAGAUGCAACUGUGACGGCAAAACUUUCUUCUUUAAGGGUUCCCAAUACUGGCGUUUCACUAAUGAUGUGAAGGAUGUGGGCUAUCCCAAACAAAUUGCAAAAGGAUUUGCAGGACUAAGUGGGAAAAUUGUAGCAGUUCUUUCAGUAGCACAGCACAACAACAGACCAGAAUCUGUGUAUUUUUUCAAGAGAGGUGGCAGCGUUCAACAUUAUAUCUACAAUCAAGAACCAGCCAAAAAGUGCAAAAAGAAAGUAUAUGUUAGGUACCCCGCUUAUACACCCAGAGCUGUGAUCAAGAGGAGACGCUUUGAACGUGCAGUAGGAUCAGCAAUCAUGUACCGCACACCAGUCAUGUACCACACUCUCAGAAUCAACCAUAAUCCAUCCGGAAUAUUACAUCAUGAGGUUAAAAUAAACUCUUACUGGAGAGGAUUUCCAAAAACAGUUCACUCGGCUAUAUCAAUACCUAACUACAAAAGGCCAGAUGGCUAUGACUACUAUGUUUUCUCUAAAGAUCAAUACUACAACGUGGAUGUGGCCAGCAGAAUAGCAAGAUCAGUUACCUCUCAGACUGGGCAGACAGUAUCCAAGGACUGGUAUAAGUGUCCUAAAAAUGAUUUGUAAGACCGGAUUUUAAAGAAAGAAGCCAUUUUAAUUUGAGUUUGUCUAAUUUUAUUAAUAAAGACAUUGAAAUAUGCGCACAUCAAUCUACGUACAAAAUGCUGCUUUUAGCGCUGCAAUCAUUACACUAAAGCAACAAUACCCAAUCUGACAGUCUGUAGACACAGCUUCAAUUACUUUACAGAACUUUUAACUAAUAUUGCCUCUGUUUAGGCCUCCUCUGCCUCCCAUUGCAUGAGUUACACCUGUGUAGGGAAAGAGACGAGUAUUAAUGCAAGUACUCUUCCCCACUCCAAUAAUCAAACAUGGUCAGUUUGCUACUUUGUUUGGUGAUGAGAUGAGUGUGCAGGGGAAUAUUCUGUUAGCGGUCUCUGUGAUGGCCUAGCACCAAGAGGUACUAUGUGGACUUUCAUUCCAUGGGUGAGAAGAGUCACAACCACAGCAUGCUCAAUUAUGGGUGGAGAGGGUUACCCUCCCUUUUCACCAGCCACCCUUUUGGUUAAUGUGUGACAAUAGAUGGGAUUGCAUUGGAAAUCCCUUCUAGUUCUAUAAGUACAUUUUUUAUGGUUAGAUCCACAACAUCUGAAUGUUAACAGACAUAUCAGCACUAGCACCAAUCAUGCAGAAUAUUUAAUAUUUGUGUUGAUGAAUAAAUUUAAUCUGGGUAGGGUUUUUUUUAAUGUGGGGGCUGUUAUAGUUAAUCAUUAGUAGCAAUCAAAGUAAAAUCUGGAGAAUACUAACAUAAUAAGCUUCUGUAAUUUCAAUCAUUUAAUUUUCUUUAAAAAGCAGCAUAGUAAUUCCAGACAUCAUCUCAACGAAAAUCUUAAAUUUGAAAUAGGAAAAUUGUGUUAGGAGUAAUCUUAAAGAUCAGAAUUGUAUCAUAUCAAGCUUAUGUCCUAGCGAUAAAUUACCAAAAAAAAAGUAAGUUUAAAAUCUACUGCAAUUUAUACGCCUUCUAAAAUCAGAGCCAGGAGCUCCAGAAGGAGGAUGGUUUCUGUAGUCUUUUUGCCUGUCAGCCAAAUGAAUGCUUUGGAUAAUAUAUAUUGAAAGCUCUGUGGGGCAGGGACUCUGCAUUAUUCAGUGUCUCAUCAUGUAUACUUAUGGUGGCACUAUAGAUAUCCAGUUUCAAAAGGGUUAAGAAAAUUAAGAGGUUAUUUGAAAGAGUACAUACAUAGUCACAAUAAUUAUAACAUUGACAGUCACUUACCCCUCUGUCUGUUAAACUGACGACCACGGACACCAGUUCUUAAUGUUGGUGGCUGAAGUCUGACACGCCGGAAAGGCUUUGGCUGAUUACUGCUUGUGUCUGUAGAGAAGGAAGAGUUUCAGAAAGAAUGUAUAAGAUUGUUACUGCAGUAUAAUUUGUAACUGUUAGUGAGUCCAUCGCUUAAGUUUAACGUACAUCUGUACUUGUCUUUCAUAUUUUAAAAACUUGAGUGUGCAACAUAUUUCAUUAACAUCUUCUCAGAUAAUAAUAAUAAUAAAGCCUCAGAUUGAA
This is a messenger RNA of Chelonia mydas (Green sea turtle), 5790 nucleotides long. RefSeq names its product proteoglycan 4 (gene PRG4). The transcript has 7 exons. NCBI's taxonomy places the organism in Eukaryota, Metazoa, Chordata, Testudines, Cheloniidae. The record is from RefSeq and is a predicted model, not a curated record. The coding region runs from base 54 to 4295 and encodes 1413 amino acids.